AUGGCGGACCUUCGCGUCCCCUCUUCCGAGGACGAACCAGAUCAACCUCCAGGCACAUUCAAGCUAAUUCGAGUGGAUGAGACUGGUGAACGUGGUCAUGUCGUUGCCCUAGAUCCGACUCCCUCCUCUGAUCCCAACGAGCCUCUGAACUGGAGCACACUUCGCAAAUCGGUGAACUUCACCAUUGUUUCGGCUAUGACCAUAAUCAUUUUCACUGCUCUUUCCACGCAAUCUAUCUUCUGGCAACAGAUGAUACCCGAUAUGGGGGUUUCCUACACACAGUUGAAUCAGGCAAUGUCGAUCAACUUUGUGGGUCUAGCCACUGGUUGCAUUUUCUUCAUUCCAUUCGCCAAAAAGUACGGCCGAAGACCUAUCUACAUCAUUUCCGCGGCACUGAUGUUAGCAACAACUUUUUGGAUGGCGAGGAUGGACAGCUUGACAGAGCUGUAUAUCACCAAUCUCCUACAAGGACUGGCCGGUGCGACCAAUGAGUCUAUUGUCGAGAUAACUAUUGCCGACCUCUACUUCGUACACCACCGGGGCACGAUGAAUGGGCUAUACAUGAGUUGUGUGAUGAUUGGAUCAUUUUUGACACCCAUGGCAGCUGGUGCCCAAGCCACUCGACAGGGCUGGCGCACAUCCUACCUGACAAUGGGUGCAUUCAAAAUCGUCCUUUUCUUCUGCUUUGCCUUCCUGUAUGAGGAAACGAAGUACGUCCCGGUUUUGACAGCUCAAACAAGCGACGUCGAGGAAGACACACCAGAUUCAGGAAAGACCCAGAUCAAGGAUAUCCCCGUUUCAUACACACUGGAGGAAGCACAGGUGACCGAAGCAACGAGCUCUCAUCAUGUCCUGGACCACACCAUUCCUCUCAAGUCAUGGCGUCAGAGACUGGCCUUAGCAACUCCAACACCGGAGCCGAUUUGGCCAAACUUUUACCGCCCAUUCGAAGUUUUAAUAUUCCCUGCUGUGGCAUUCUCAGCCCUUCAGUAUGCCUCUGGCGUUGCCUGGCUGACGGUUCUAUCAAGUGUCUUGUCCUUGACAUUCCCCCUGCCGCCAUAUUCAUUCUCACCGGAACAAAUUGGCUACACCAGUGCUGGCCCCUUGAUUGGGAACAUCAUCGGUGCCGUGUACGGUGGAUACCUCGGCGAUCGAUCCAUUUUAUACUAUGCGCGCAGAAACAAUGGCUUCUAUGAGCCUGAAAUGCGUCUCUACAUCCUGCAUAUCCCGGCGAUCAUGAUGGCUGGCGGUCUUGUGAUGUUUGGUGCUACCAUCUCGAGAGUGAGCUUCGACAGCCCGAUGUGGAAGUUGGUAGCACAUGCUAACAUUUCGGUAGGGGAUGCACUGGAUAUGGCCAAAUAUUGCCGGUGCCUUGUUCGGAUCACCGGUGAAGCAUUCACGGCAGUGACUUUCAUACGCAAUGCAGUGAGCAUAGGAAUUCCGUUCGCGAUAACACCUUGGAUUCAGCGCCAGGGAAUCCAGAAUAUGUUCAUUGUGUGUGGAAUGAUCAGUCUGGGUGUUUCGGCAACAAUUGUCCCUUUGGUGAUCUGGGGUAAAGCCGCUCGCCGUGCUUUGGCUGCUCGUUAUCGUGACAUUGUGGAUAUCUGA
Messenger RNA from Penicillium salamii, 1608 nucleotides. The record is from the annotation of a GenBank genome assembly. NCBI's taxonomy places the organism in Eukaryota, Fungi, Ascomycota, Eurotiomycetes, Eurotiales, Aspergillaceae.